Messenger RNA from Dacryopinax primogenitus, 1019 nucleotides. RefSeq lists its product as uncharacterized. The transcript has 6 exons. The record is from RefSeq and is a predicted model, not a curated record. NCBI's taxonomy places the organism in Eukaryota, Fungi, Basidiomycota, Dacrymycetes, Dacrymycetales, Dacrymycetaceae. The coding region runs from base 19 to 1002 and encodes 327 amino acids.
ACUGUCUACGGUUCAUGGAUGGCCGAUGCACGAUUAACGCUCACCCAUAAGUCCCAAGCCCUCGAGAUUCUGCGCACCACCCAUCAAGCCUCGAUCUCCGAGUUGCAGAUUGAGGCCCUUGAUGAUCUAAUACCUACUCUGCAGGAGGAGCUUGCCUUGGAUGAGAAAUGGAGGGAGUGGGCAGAGGCCUACGUGGAAGAUGACGGUACAUUGUUUCGCAUGCACCGAAAACAUGGGUUUUCAAAGUCCUCGACGUUCUCUGCCCUGAGAAACGCUCUACUUCUUCCACCUCCACGUGCCGAACUUUCUGAGCCACAUCCAUCAGUAACGUUAACGAUCUCGCCGCCUGAUCCUCCGACGCUACACAUCUGCCUCACAUACCUUACCCACACCAGUCUACAUAGCUUCAAGCAGACACUCCUUUUUUGCUAUGAAAAGCUCCGACUGUAUCUUCUCGAACAUGAGCAGCUAGGUUUCUAUUGCGUGUUAGAUCUGGGAGGUGCACGAAUUCGCGAUAUCCUUUCAGACAUAGUACCCUGGUACACCACCGAUCUGCAACCAAGAUACCCAUCCAUGUGCGCAGCUACCUUCAUCAUCAAUUAUACCUGGAUGUAUGGCGGCCUGUGGUCUGUCUUCCGCCGCAUCGCCCCAGCCCAAGCCCUCUCCCGGAUAUUCUUCGUCACGAUGGAGGACCUCGAGAUGUACUUCCCUGCAUGCUUGGCUCCACCUGAGCCCCUCUCACCCGUGUACUCCUAUCCCAGCCUUUCGCAUGUCAGUUGGGAAGAAAGACCACAUUCACCAAUUCAUUUCUCUGUGCUCGAGCAUCCACCACCACAGAGGACAAGAUGGAAGCUUUUCAUGACACUGACACGUAUGUUAGGGGAGAGGAUGAGGAGUGCAAGGUGGUGGAAACGUUGGCGCUGGUUUGGGUGGAUAUUGCUUCUCCUGGUUGUACGGUGGUGGUUUACCCGGAGACGUCCACGUCGACCUGUCCCACGAUGACAGGUGUAUGAAUAGAU